Messenger RNA from Bombus terrestris (buff-tailed bumblebee), 3383 nucleotides. RefSeq names its product centrosomal protein of 120 kDa (gene rha). The transcript has 11 exons. Gene Ontology annotation, cellular component: centrosome; centriole. The coding region runs from base 690 to 3332 and encodes 880 amino acids. Gene Ontology annotation, biological process: interkinetic nuclear migration; positive regulation of centriole elongation; centrosome cycle. The record is from RefSeq and is a predicted model, not a curated record. NCBI's taxonomy places the organism in Eukaryota, Metazoa, Arthropoda, Insecta, Hymenoptera, Apidae.
UCACGAUUAUGACUAAUUUUUCUAUGUUAUGUGUAUUUUUCUGUAUGAUUUUGAUAAAAUAAGUUAAAAAUUAAUAUUAGAUCGGUGUUCAAUUUUAUUACCAGACCAAUUUGGACGACUAAUUAUUUAUCUAUAUUCAUAUUCAGUGACACUAAUAUGGCGUUUAUUUGAAUUUUCAAAUAAAUUCAAGAGGGCUUCGGCGAAUCUAAUCUUAUAAAGAUUUCAAUGUUAUUAAUUGUGUAAAUAAUACAUAUUAUAUAGUCAUGUGUAAUUUAUAAGCCGUCCGUGAAACAUUGACGCGAUAAAUAAAAUGUUAUGCUAUUAAAUAUCUACGUAUCCAUAGUAACCAAUUCGAAUUUUACGGAUUCCAUUAAUUUUCAUUAAAUAUUUGCUCACUUUAUACUAAUUAUUUUUAUUUAUUAUAUUAUGAUGCAAUGGAGGAAUUAGCAAAUUCUGAUGUUCGAGUUGUACUGAAUAUAAAAGAAGCAUGUUACUUAAUAAACGUUAGAAGAACUUAACGUUUAUUGUUAACAAUCUUAGGCAAAGGUUUUGAACAAAUUCUGCUACCUACAUUAAUUGUUGCAACUCUAAAUGGACAUUCCUUGGAAACUGAUAUAAUAGAACCAAAUUCAAAUCCUGAAUAUGAUCAUGAUUUGGUUUGGGAAGUAGAUAAAAACAGACUACGAAAGAUGAGAUCAGGACAAGUUCCAUUAAAAAUAGAAUGCUUUGCUGUUAAAAGUAAUGAUAUCAAAGAAAAAUUAGGGUAUCUUCUACUUAGUUUAAGAUCUGCCCAAGUUUUUGCUAAAAGUGGUAUUGAUAAUGUAAAAGCUAAUUGGCAUAAACUAUCAGGAUUAAAAAGUGAACUCAAAAUACAUAAACCUGAGUUACUUCUUGCCUUAAGUAUCCAUGAUCUAGAAGCUACAUCAAUAAAUGCUCAAUCAGAGUUAAAAAAUUUGGAAGAAUGUCAGCAAGCAAAUGUUCAAUCUAAUAAAGUAACACCAAUUUUGUUACGUGAUGAACGUCUUAUACAAUUAGGUCCAUUAGAUAUUUGUCAUGAAUUCUUUUUAAUGAAUAUCACUGCUAUAUCUGCAGCAUAUGUAGAUUCUUUGCUACCAACGAGAUAUUAUACAGAUAUGAAAAACAAUUUACAUUUUUGGUGUAAGAUAUUAGAAAAUGAUGUAUAUUUUAAUCAAAGUAAAAAAGAGUAUGGAGAUAUUUGGACACUUAAUGAAAAAAUUGUUAUAAGGAUCAGAAGUUCAUUAAAAGUUUUCAAAGAAUAUUUACAACUAAAGCCAUUUCUGUUCAUAUAUUUAAAAUAUAAAGAUCAUAUAUUAGGUCAAUCGGAAGUAAAUUUGCAACCAUUAAUCCCUACUGAUAAUAUUGAAGAAUUUCUUAAAAUCACUGAAAAUAAUAGUAGUAUUCUAAAUCAGCGGUGUUGUUUAUGUAAAGCAGAUUUCAAUGAAAAUAAUAAAAUAGAAUGUAGAGACUCGUAUCUCGAUUUACAGCUAAAAUUGCAAUAUGUAGGUAAAACAAGUGUAGUAAUGGAUACUUCAAAUGCAAUGAUCAAUGAUUUCAUCACUCCUAAUUCUGCGGAAUUAAAGAAUAUCUUAAGACAAGUAAAUUAUAGUGAAAUAGAUUGUCAUAGAAAUCCUGCUGGUGAUUUUAGAAAAUAUGGAAUUCAAAUUUUCAAUCCCCCAAAUGGAUGCAAUAAUAUAAAUAAACACACUUUAAAUUAUGAUCUUAUAAGAGAUCAACCUGUUAAAGCUACUUAUUCACAUUCAGUUGACACAUUGCUGUGUCAAUCUAAUAUCGAUAAUUCCUCUAAAAGUGUAGAGGCUUAUCAUUGUUAUUAUUUAAAUAUUUUGUUGAUAGCAAUAAAGGCAAUAUCUUCAAAAUUAAUUAUUCCAAAUAUGGAAAUUCGGUUCCAUCAUCCAAAAACUGAAGUUACUUCAGCAUUUCAUCCAAAAAUACUAGCGUCAUUAGGAGAAAAAGUAAAAUUACAAAAUAUAGGGUGCAAAUUACAAUUUAUAUCAGCAAAAGAUGAAAUUAAACAAUUAUUGCUAAAUUUCCCACCAAAAAUUAGUAUAUAUAAAGUGGAAGGAAGUACUAAGACUUGUAUAUCUGAAAGUAGAAUUAAUACAAAAGAAUUAUUUUGUCAAAAUAAGAUGGAGUACCAAUACAAUAUACCAUUGUAUGAUAUAGAACAUAAUAAUAUUGGCAACUUGGAUGUUAUGCUAAAUUUACAAGAUUAUGGUCCAUAUUAUAGGAUUAAAAAAACCAUUCCUAAUGAAAACUUAGGGCCACCAAUCUUAGAUGAUAGUUUAGCAUAUAAAAUAGUGGAUGAGUUAGAAACUUGGAAAGAACGGCAAAUGGAAAUAUUUAAAGUUGAGUUAAAAAAGAAGGAAGAUCGUCAUUUAAAUUUACUAAGUCAGGAAUGGCAAAAACAUAGAGAAAAUUUAGAAACAAAACUUGCGUGUAGCGUUGAACAAUGUAAAAUGCUAGCAAAUAGUUUAAAUAAUGCUACAGAAGACUUAAGAACACGAAGAUUGAAAAGCCUGGAAAAAGAAACUAGGUUAAUUAAAGCAAACGAAGAUUUGCAAUGGAGAUAUGAUACAAAAUUACACGAGCUUAAAGAGUCAUUUCAAAUGGUUCAAGAAGAACUUAUGACAAAGAUUGAUGCUCUUGAAAAGAGGAAAACAGCUUUAGAAACACAAACUGAACAAUUAAGUACUGAAAAUGAAAAAUUACAAUUGCUUGUAUCAAAACAGUCUGAAGAGUUGGAAACUUAUCAAAAAGGUUCUUUGACACAGGAUCAAACAGCAAAUUUAUUGCAAGAGUUAAAGACACUUGAAAAAAAAUUACAAAAUGCACAGGAAAGUAAAUCUUUUUUCAAAGAACAAUGGGCAAAAGCAGUUCGUGAGAUACAUCGUAUGAAAAUGGAACAUCAACAAGCUAUACAAGUUCAAAUUAAAAAUAGUAAAGAAGAAUUACAAAACUUAGACCUAGAAGAAAUAUUAUCUGCAGAUUCUACUGCCUUGACAAAUGAUCAAAUAUUGUUAAAUGAAAUUCAGAAAGAAAUUGAUGUAAUCAAGCCAAAAGCAUAUCUCAUUGAAAAAGACGUUUAUUCUCAAGUAUUUACACCAAGUUCUGUAGGCUCAAAAAUUUCGCAAAAUGCUAACAAAAGCAUAUUAAAAAGAUCAGAUGAACAGGAUGAAAGAUUGCAAACAUUAGUUGAAGAACGUGAUUCCCUUUUAAAAACAGGGAGUUAUACAAUUGACGAUACAGUUAUUAUGAAAUUAAAUAAUGAAAUCAGAUCUUUAAUGAUGAAGUAAUUCUUUUAUAUAAACUAUACCUUAAAAUGUUUCAAUAUCAUAGUACAAUAU